This is a messenger RNA of Dreissena polymorpha, 1458 nucleotides long. RefSeq lists its product as uncharacterized. The record is from RefSeq and is a predicted model, not a curated record. NCBI's taxonomy places the organism in Eukaryota, Metazoa, Mollusca, Bivalvia, Myida, Dreissenidae. The coding region runs from base 128 to 637 and encodes 169 amino acids. The transcript has 5 exons.
UAACGGCACAUGCGGCUACAGGGAACAAGUACGGACACAAAUACAUACUGAUCAACCUAACCUGGAAAAAAGAAACGAGUAUCAGACCCGUGCAAUUGAACACAAUGACAAUACGCCAAACAAACACAUGUACACAGACAACCAACUUUAUAGAACACUUAACAAUGUUCGAACAUUUGCCACUGAUGAUCCACUAUACUCUAAAGUUGGGAAAGAUGCCAUUAGUGCACCUUCAAACACGGCAAACAGACAGUACUCAGUUGAUCACGACGAUAUCUUAUUCGCCAUGAAUACAAACGAUGAUACGCUACACUAUCGAUUACGCAUUGGAUACAACAAUGACAAGCUAAAUUCAGAUGCUGCUAAGAGCGAUCCAGUUUAUUCGGUCUGCAAAAAGGGUGCCGUCCAAAAAUCUUACGUUGGUUCGUCUGAUACAAGUAUUGGUAUCGAUGACUCGCUCUCUUCAGUAGAUGGAAGGGAGAGAAACAUAGAUAUGCAUGGGUAUGAAUGGAACAAUACAUUACCACAAACGCCGAUGUGUUCCACGACCAAUAUCCCUACUGAUAGCGAAGUUAUCGAGAACAACAAACAUGCUGUUGAUGGCGUAGAUGAUUCAACCACAGAACAAAACCCCUAAAUAUACGGACCGUCACGUGAAGUCAUGACUGAAACACAUCAAUUCCAUCAUUUUAGAACAGUCUAUCCAUAAAACGCAACAAGAUAGCCAUUGAUGUGAGGCAUCAAAGCGACGCCGUAACACAAGUAAACAGGAGUUAGUCGCAAAAAAUUGCUUCUCGGCGUAAUAUGUGUUGGGCAACGCAUUUAAAGAUACUGAAAUGUAAACAAGCUGACAAAAAGGCACAUGUAUUGAAGAGAAUUGAAGUUGAGGUGACGUGUCGAUAGACUGUUUAAAGUCAAGGACAAUGAGUGUUACAAAAGGAAUCACACAAUUGAUAUACUACGCUCUAUUUUUCUCAAUAUGGGUACUUUGUCUGUACACAAUUUAGACAAUUAUUACCGCGAAAAGGAUCUGUUAAGUUUCGAUUUAAAUACGUUCUCAUUUUGUUGUAAUUUCGACUGAAUUGAAUGUUAAGAGAAUAUAUAUCUUUAAUACGAAACUCAACGUAAAUUCGCAUACCAAGAAAAACAAUAUCUCUUAAUCUGAAUUUCAUAAAGUCACACAAUGCCGUAUUCUAGAGUGAGAGUUCAAAGUAUUGCACUUCCGUUCAAUUAAAUACGGAUCUUAUACUUUAUUGUAAGUGGAUCACGUAUGAAAUAUAAACUUAAACACUUUGUCUUUAAUUUCCGUUACAUUUUUAAGGCAAACAGCCAACAAAAUUCUAGCAUUUUCAUGUGAUAUAUACUAUUUGUUCUUAUGAUAUUUUAUUGUGAUUAAGUAUUGCGUUCAUGCCAUUUAUUUGAAAUUUAAAAUGACGUCCACUUAAUCCUUCACAUUUU